Molecule: messenger RNA, 3234 nt
Organism: Aureobasidium namibiae CBS 147.97
Lineage: Eukaryota; Fungi; Ascomycota; Dothideomycetes; Dothideales; Saccotheciaceae
Exons: 2
Coding region: 1-3234 (1077 amino acids)
Source: RefSeq, a predicted model, not a curated record
AUGUCCGACCCUUCGCCAUCUUCGCAGACCCCACCAACAACAGACGCGCCAAGUCAAAAUGGCAGUUCUGAAAAACAUCACGACGAUGGAGCCGCCGGAGAUCGAGUCAACAGCGAAAAGCCAAAGAAACUCAGUUUAAAGGAAAGAGCUGGUAAACUAUGGGCGAAAACACAAUUGGAUGUGACGACGAUGAAAAUCAUGGCCAAGGGCGCCCUUGCGCCAACAAUCAGUCUGGCUGCAUACCAGGCCACAAACUUCGCCGAGAUUUAUACAACUCUAGGAUAUCUUGUUGGUGUCGUUUCCAUAUUGAGUUUUGCAAUUAUGCCAAGAGCCAAAUUCCUACAAACCUGGUUCUUGAAUAUGCUGGCCACCUGUUUCGCCUCGUGUAUUGCUCUACUAGCCAUAUAUUGUGCAGUCCAGGCCAGACUUCACACAGAAAAGGCCGUACGUACAGGAGGACCCGGCACAAGCGGAACACCGUCUCCCGGCGCAGCUACAUCCACUUACAACUCGUCUGCAGCAGCAGUCAGCGGUAUUUGGCUGUUCUUCGAAAUCUGGAUCAUCAACACGAUGAGGGCUAGAAAUCCUCAGCUUAUGAUUCCGGGUAUCAUUGCGACCAUCUUUGCGAACGUGAGCAUGGUUUACGCUCCACAAUUCGCAUCCAUGACGACCGGAAUCUCUUUUGUCAAACGACUUCUCGAAUCUUUCUUUACAGGAUUCGCGAUUGGAGGAGCUGUUUCUCUGUUCAUCUUCCCUAUAACCAUGCGAGGAAUCGUCUUCAAGGAGUUUACAGGAUACAUCAUGUUAUUACGCAAGAUGACCAAGGCCAAUCUUACAUAUCUCCAGAGCCUCGAAGAAGGAGACAUGUUCUUCGGAAGGAGCGAUACAAACAUCCCAGAGAAGCCGAAGCGAACAUCGGAAGCCCAAGCUAUUAAGGAUACGCUUGCAGGACUUGCUGCUUUGCACGGAAAGCUCUCUAUCGACUUGAGCUUCGCUAAAAGAGAAGUCGCCAUUGGACGCCUCGGUCCAGAUGAUCUACAAGAGAUUUUCAAACAGUUACGAGGACUUAUGCUUCCCAUCAUAGGUCUUAGCAGUGUAAUUGAUGUGUUCGAGAGAAUUGCCGAAGACAAAAACUGGAAUCAUCCCGCUCCAGCAAAGCCGGUUGAGGAACUCGACGAUCCCAAUGAGAGGAGCAGAAUGGAGGCCGUUGCAGAUUGGCAUGCCAUCUUCAAGACGAUGCGUGAACCAUUUGCUCGAAUUGUUGGCGACAUUGACGAAGGCUUCGAGCACGUGUUGAUCACUCUGCAAUUAAUCAAGCCACCAAAGAGAGAGGCGGAUCCCGAAUCUGAGGGCGAUCGGCCACACCCUGGAGACAGAAACUUCCAGAGUUACCACUUCAAGCGAGUGGACGACUACCAUCGUCAAAAGCGUAAGCUGCUGAGACGUUGGUGUGAACUCAGGGGUUUUGUUUUGCCCGAUAAUUUCUUCGAGAACGCGCAAGACGCCAGCUUCACCGCUCCCGAAUGGUACCACAGCGUCAAGAACAAUGAUGAGCGCCAGACGUAUAGAGCUAGACUCUUCAUUGUUCUGUACGUGGACUACCUGCUGGACUCAAUAGCUAGGACUGUCCACGAGUUCGUCAAAUAUGCCGAUGCAAAGGUCGAGAGUGGAAAGCUGGGUCGUAAAAGACUCAUCGUUCCGGGUGUCAAACGAUUGAGGAAGUGGAUCAAGUCAGCCUACAGCCGAAAGCAAGAUGCAUACAACGAUGAACAGCAUGGCAUGAACGAGGAUGGCAACCAUGCUUCUAACGUAUAUCUCGGCGAUGCCUACAACAAGCGCAAAGACCCUGAACAUCUGCCUCCCAGCAAUGCCUGGGAGAAGUUUGGAGACCGCGUUCGUGGCAUUGCUCACUUCCUCCGUUCACCAGCAUCCACCUUCGGAUUCCGAGCUGCUUGCGCUACAAUGUGUCUUGCCAUCGUCGCCUAUCUACAUGACACUCAGACCUUUUAUGUUAGGCAACGAUUGUUCUGGGCUCAGAUUAUGGUAGGCCUGAGUAUGUCUCCUUCUGCUGGACAAAGCUUGUUCAGUUUCGUGCUACGCCUUACUGGCACGUUUUUAGCUAUGGUGACCAGUUUCAUCAUCUGGUAUAUCGUCGACGGACAUACUGCUGGAGUACUUGUAUUCUUCUGGUUUUUCGUUGCUUGGGGCUUUUUCAUUGUCCUAAAAUAUCCUCGCUUCAUUCAGGUUGGUAUGAUUUACUCGGUCACGAAUACGCUGAUUAUCGGGUAUGAGUUACAAGUCAGAAAGAUUGGUGUGCAGCUUUCCGAAACGAAUGGCCAGGCAUACUAUCCCAUCUAUGAGCUGGCUCCUUAUCGUCUGGCCACCGUUGCUGCAGGUAUCUUUGUGGCUUGGGUGUGGACCGUGAUUCCCUACCCCAUCUCAGAACACUCGGAGCUUCGCCGCAACCUUGGAUCAUCUUUGUACUUGCUCGCCAACUACUACUCAGUCGUCGUCGAGACAGUCAAAUUCCGCGUCAGAGGCGACUUCCACAACCUGGACUCUUUCGACGACGGCCAUAACCCAGCCAAGAAGCUCGAAAAGAUCCGACAGACCGUCUUCUCAAAAUCUGUACUGGUGCUGCAAGGCCUACGCACACAUUCAGAUUUCAUCAAGUUUGAUGUGCCGAUUGGUGGUCGUUUCCCUCGUCAAAAUUACGACCGGAUCAUUGCUCGCAUUCAAGACAUUCUCAACUUUGCUUCCCUGCUCAGCUACGCAUCCCAGACCUUCUCGGAAAUGCAGAAUACAGAAAAAGAUGGCUCGGAAUCUCAAUGGCUGAAUGACUUCCGUCGUCUCGUCAAGGAAGCAGACGUUACGAGCAAAGAAUCUACCACGUUACUUUCCUUGCUCUCAGCUUCGGUAGCCAGCGGACAACCCCUCCCACCCUACCUCCAACACCCUGAACCCUAUCGCCUCAGCGCGAAACUCGAAAGUCUAGAUUCGAAUAUCUUGUCCGUGAGACAUAUGGCCGAGCCAGGCUUUGCUGCUUUUGCGGUGAUGCAAAUAUCAACAAAAUGUAUUGGUGAUGAUUUGAAGGCGCUGUUGGCUGAUAUCAAGGAGUUGGUUGGUGAGCUUGACUUUUCGUUCCAUGUAGUCAGUACAAGGGAUGCUUCGUCGAGUGAGUCGCAGGAUACUUUGAUCAGGGAGGAUAGUCAAAAUCGACGGAAGGCUGAUUGA